AUGUCCGAAUCAUCAGCUGCUCCAGCAAAGCCCGUCGUCAUGUUCAAGAAGGCUGGGCGGACACGACCACAAAAAUCAUCGCGCAAGCGCUCUGCAUCCCCCACCGCCGCCGAGGAGCCAGCUGCUGAGACUACCGUUGUGCGGCCCAAGUCACGCUCGAUCGCCAACCCCCUUGUGCAGGGCAGUAAGCGGCGGCGGACAGAGGGCGAGAUUGGUGGUCUGGACGAGUACGACUACGAUGCGGACGAUGCAGGAAUCACUCGAGCAGACGAGCUCGCGACCCGCGACUCGAACUGGGACCUCGAGAGCCUUGAGAAGAAGGGCAUCACCGUCAACGAGGACGGCAACAUUGUGCAGGCAGACGACGGGAUGUAUCGCGGACAGAAGGGAUACCUGCCCACAAUUAACAAGACCAACUCGUCACGAGACAGCAAGAUGAAGACGGGCCCCAUCCGAGCCACGGCCAACAUCCGCACCAUCACGCUUAUCGAUUACCAACCCGACAUCUGCACGCCGUACAAGAACACGGGGUUCUGCGGGUACGGCGACAGCUGCAAGUUCUUGCAUGACCGUGGUGAUUACCUCGCUGGCUGGCAGCUCGAUAAGCUCGAUCCGGCCGACCCCGAUGUGCAGGAGGUCGAGGAGGAGGAGGAGAUGCUGCCGUUCGCCUGCAUCAAGUGCCAGAAGGAGUUCAAGGACCCGGUCGUCACAAAAUGCGGGCACUACUUCUGCAUGCAGUGCGCUCUCGAUUAUUACAAGAAGAAGAACAAGUGCUACGCGUGCGGCGCGCGGACAGACGGUAUCUUCACUCCGGCUGAGAAGCUGUUGCGCAAGCUCAAGGCCAAGCAGGAGCGCCGGCGCGAGGAGAAGGACAAGUUUGAUAAGGUGGGGUCCAGUGGGAUAGACAUUGGCGACGGGAGCGACGUUAGCGAUGGGGAGGAGGGUGAGGAAAGCGCACCCAGCGACGGCGAUGACGAGUAG
Messenger RNA from Cutaneotrichosporon cavernicola, 981 nucleotides. RefSeq lists its product as uncharacterized. The coding region runs from base 1 to 981 and encodes 326 amino acids. Gene Ontology annotation, biological process: snoRNA splicing. Gene Ontology annotation, molecular function: metal ion binding. NCBI's taxonomy places the organism in Eukaryota, Fungi, Basidiomycota, Tremellomycetes, Trichosporonales, Trichosporonaceae. The transcript has a single exon. The record is from RefSeq and is a predicted model, not a curated record. Gene Ontology annotation, cellular component: U2-type spliceosomal complex.